Molecule: messenger RNA, 3421 nt
Organism: Monopterus albus (swamp eel)
Lineage: Eukaryota; Metazoa; Chordata; Actinopteri; Synbranchiformes; Synbranchidae
Gene: ticam1
Product: TIR domain containing adaptor molecule 1
Exons: 3
Coding region: 997-2706 (569 amino acids)
Biological process (GO): TRIF-dependent toll-like receptor signaling pathway; positive regulation of type I interferon production; positive regulation of canonical NF-kappaB signal transduction
Cellular component (GO): endosome
Molecular function (GO): signaling adaptor activity
Source: RefSeq, a predicted model, not a curated record
CACCUGUGAUUCAGGAUGCUUGUGGUUGGGUGGGAAUGAGCGGGAUAUUUGAAUUGUUUCGGUUUGCUAUUUGCAGAUUAUGACUUUAAAUUCUUGGAUUUUGAACUUAUUGGGCCUAGCUAACGUUAGAGGACAGGGUGUUGAUUUUACAGUAUAUCAUCCGACGGCAUGUAUAGUAGGCCUAAUGAUGGCGAGAUGAAGAUUCGGUUCGUUAGGCGUCGAAGCCCUGAAGCCUGGUUAGGAGCUCAUUGUAGACUGCUGAGAUCUAGGGGGCAGAUUCUGUGUAGCAAACAGAUUCCAAGUUGUAUCGAAUUUAUCAUGUCAGCAGUAUAGCACAGGGCUAUAGUUUAUUAUAUGGUUUAUGUUGUAAAUAAGGUCAGAAUUUACCAUUUGGGGUUAUAAUAUUUAUCUAUCUGGUCUAUUUAUAGAUAUAGAUAGGCCUAUGCAGCCUGUCUAUAGGUUUGAGGGCAGUAAAAUGUUUAGCUUACAUGGGAAAGAGGAAAGGGAAAUUUAUUUAUUUAUUUGUUUGAAGUGUUUUUUAUAUGCAGUUCUGUUUUAUGCCGUGCCAAGAGUUUAGUCAGACACGAUUCAAAAACUCCGCAUGGCAUCAACCAGACGCUCAGUACGUUACGUAACGUAACGUAACACACUGGCAGAGUUGGCACCGUCCGCAAACCAAUCAACUACAGCCACGAAAGGUUCAGGAACCCGGGGAUUCGCGUGUCAUCGAUCACGUGAUUCUCAAACCCACCCGAACCACACUUCGGAGCCUCGGUGUCAUGGAUAACGUGAACUGAACUAGCGAAGAGAUCACUUCCUCAUUUGAGCUGGAAACGAGCACAUGAAGUUCAUCGUCAUGGCUGCUGGAGCUCAGUGCCCAUACAAGAGUGUGCACUUCUCCAAAGCUUUGAAGAAAAGAAGAAGAUGUAGGCAGAUCAUAUAUGAUCCUGUUGCUUUAUGUUAAAGGCUGUGGGUGGAGUACUUAAAUAACUCAAAAUGAGUCAGGAGGAGCCAGAAAAUCAAGGGACGGGAGUCGCUGACGUCUUUGAUAUAUUAGUUAAAACACCUCAUGAGAAACUGCUAAGCCUAACAUACAAGCUGGGUGAGUCGCCUGAAGAAAAAAUCAUAGAGGCCUUGUGUCUGAUCGUUCUCCAGAAGGCACAGGCCCUUGACAAACUCCAGAGGCUGAGGGACAACUGUCUCGCUAAUCAUCUGACUGAAAACUAUCACAUCACUGGUGGUAAAUUAAAGGAUUUUGGAGAUAAUUGUGUUCAUCUUCAGGAGUUAACAGGAGAAUCGUUGGCAGUAUUGGCUCGAAUUUUUAAAGUGUUGUCUGAGAAGAAGAUGUGUGAUCCCCUUCUGAGAGAUCUGGCAUAUCAGAGAGCUCUUUCCAAUGACAGCAAACAAACAAGUGGUUGUGAGGAUCUGAAAUAUGACCAACUGAGAGAGGAAGCUAAAGAUGUUUGUGGGUCUCAGUUUGCAGAAUUGGUGUUCUCUCCAAAAGACCUCAAGUCAGGGUAUUAUUCCAAUCCUCACAGAAGCCUGGAUGAAGGAAGCCCAGCUUUAGGUGUUACUCUGUCUCAGGAUCAGUUGGAGCAGGCAAACUCCUCAGUGCCCUCAUACCCUACUCAUCUAGAGAUAAGCAUGCCUCCAACAGUCUGUUUUCCAGGGGACAACUUAAUUCCAGAAACGUCAGAUGAAACCGAAGUGAACACCCCCACCCCCCUUGUUGGUAAUAUUGAAGCAAAAAAUGCACCUGGACAGUCUAGUGAGUCAUUUGAGGAGCCUCAGUUUAAAUCCAAUGAACCUGCAGUGAUUGAAACAAAAAGAGACUCAACGAUGGAUGAGGCAGACUGCAUGAAGUUGGUCAGUCAUACCACUCAGCCCGAGACUUCAGACCAAACCACUGAACCAAAAUCUGCACCACCAAACACUCUUCUGCCUAACAUGCCUGUUCCAAAUGAAAUGCAUGAAAGUAAAGGUGCAGAGGAGGAGGAGGAGGAAGAGGCGAUAUUUUAUGCAUUUGUUAUCCUGCAUGCACCCGAGGACGCAGAUUUGGCCGGAAUCAUGAGGCUAAAACUAGAAAUGGUCACUGGUUGUAACGGUGUAACUUUCUCUGAAGAAUUUGCCAUCCCUGGGAGGACCGCUCUGAGCUGCGUGGAGGAUGCUGUCAAUAACUCGGCCUUUAUCUUCCUGCUGCUUACCCACAACUUCAAAACUCGCAUGCAGCAGAUAGAAGCUGAAUCUGCCCUUAUGAACUCCAUAAACAAGGAGCACAAAUUCAACACUGUUAUCCCGCUGCUGCCACGGGAGAACGGCAUGCCCAGACACAGCAUUUCUUUGGUUCUGCAGGCCAUAGUUCCACUUGAGGAUGACGGGAACUUUGAGAGAAAAAUACGAAGGGUACUGUCUCCAUUAAAAAUUCAAAAGCAAAAGGAAAUCUGGACUCGGGAGCAGAGAUUGAAAAGCCUGACUAAGAGACAGAACAGUCAAAAGCAAAUGAUCCAAGAACAUAAAGCCUGCAGGGAGAGGGUGAACCUAAGGGUGUGUGAUGGCAGGGCCUUUUGUCAGCCACAACCAAGCAUUCAUAUUCAAAAUGCUAAAUACAUUAUGAUUGGUGAUAGCUCUCAAAUGACUGUGGAUUUGGGUGGAGGUGCAGACAAAGGAAAAAAGGAUGUUUCACUUCAAAGAAAAGAAGAGCAGUGACCUUUUCUGGGGUCACUUUAUGUGCAGAAAAUUCAAGAAAUAAUGUUUUCUGAGCACUGAAAUGUCACAGCUGUGACACUACAGGGUAUUCAUUGCAUAUUGAUUUAUUGUUUUAAUCUUUUCGUGCAAGAUGAUAAGCUGUUAAAUGCGGAAUUAAGUCACAUCUGAAUAAUAUGAGAAAAAGCUGGAAAGAUGAGGUAUAUUGAGCAGAAAAGGGAAUUUUUACAUAUGUAGAAUAAGACUGCCAUCUACUGGCCGAUGUGUGAUGCAUAUCUCUAAUUUCUUCAGUUGUAUGAACAAACUGUAGGCACCAGGGAGCAAUGCUGGUACAUGCUGCUUGUUGCCCUUCACAGGAUCUUAUGAAGUGCAGGUCGAUCUAACAGCAUGAGCAAGCUUUUCAAAUAGAAUAAAAUCUUGAUUUCAUUUUCCACAUUGUUCAAAGUGUUCUUAUAUAGAAGGCUGCACAGAGGUUUAUGGGAUUGUUUGGUGGUAUAGUUCGGCUAUUUUGUUAAAACAGUAACUGUCAAACUUCGGUUUGGUGAUCAGAUUAAGCUUCUAGCAGCUGGAAAGAUCUCCAUAAUAAGCUCCUUUAUGUCACUUAAUUUGGACUAAUGUCAUUUUUCCAUCUCAGUGAUAGCUCUCUUUCCUUUCCGUGCAGAUUUGCAGUCAUCCAGGUCAUAGUAAGCUGAAAAAAACUUAAAAAUACCCCCGACUC